Molecule: messenger RNA, 590 nt
Organism: Closterium sp. NIES-67
Lineage: Eukaryota; Viridiplantae; Streptophyta; Zygnematophyceae; Desmidiales; Closteriaceae
Source: the annotation of a GenBank genome assembly
ACCCUUCAGAUCAUCAUGAUCCUCCUUCUCUUCCCAUUGGAACCCUUCGCCCCACUCUGGAAAGUACCGCAACUCCUCACUGCCGUGGGCAUAAUGCUGGUGAUGGUGUCUCUCUUUGUCACCGACGUCCCUCACUUGCUCUCCUCCUCCUCCACUACCUCCAUCCUCACAUCUGCUGCUGCUGCUCCUAUUGGUGGGGGGGUGGUUGGCCCUAUUUCCACCAGCCCAGGCAAGGGCAGUAGUGUGGUUACUAUUGAGGCGCCCAAGGAGUAGAUGGGUGCUGCUGCUGCUGCUGCUCCUCCGGCUGCUCCCACUGCUUCUCCCAGUGCAGUUGGUCAUACUUCCACCAGUCCCGCUGAGUGAGCUGAAUGAGACUACUGGCGUAAUGCAUCCAAUUUGAUCCCACCAGAAUCGCUGAGCAGCUGGCUACAGUAGCAGCAUGUGGCACAUAACAGAAUGACUGUAGGAUUACAAGGGAUGUGGAAAGUCUCGAGACGGAAAUGCUCAUGACAAACUGGUGUAUGGAGCUUCCGCAAUUCUAUGCUCUGGAGUGUACCAGCAGGUUAUUUGAUUAAAUUUUAUUCUCGCUA